AUGACCGUGUAUGACCACGAGGAUGGCCUGCAUGACGUGUAUGACCACGAGGAUGACCUGCAUGACGUGUAUGGCCACGAGGAUGACCUGCAUGACGUGUAUUACGACGAGGAUGACCUGCAUGACGUGUAUUACGACGAGGAUGACCUGCAUGACGUGUAUUACGACGAGGAUGACCUGCAUGACGUGUAUGACCACGAGGAUGACCUGCAUGACUUGUAUGACCGCGAGGAUGGCCUGCAUGAUGUGGAUGACCAUGAGGAGGGCCUGCAUGACGUGUAUGAUGAGGAGGAUGGCCUGCAUGACGUGUAUGGCCACAAGAGUGGCCUGCAUGAUGUGGAUGACCGCGAGGACGGCCUGCAUGAUGCGGAUGACCAAGAUAUUUGCCUGCGUGAUGUGGAUGACCACGACUAUGGCCUGCAUGACGUGUAUGGCCACAAGAGUGGCCUGCAUGAUGUGGAUGACCGCGAGGAUGGCCUGCGUGAUGUGUAUGACCAAGAUAUUUGCCUGCGUGAUGUGGAUGACCACGAGGAUGGCCUGCUUGACGUGUAUGACCACGAGGAUGGCCUGCAUGAUGCGGAUGACCACGAGGAUGGCCUACAUGAUGUGGAUGACCACGAGGAUGGCCUGCAUGAUGUGUAUGACCACGAGGGUGGCCUGCAUGACGUGUAUGACCACGAGGAUGGCCUGCAUGACGUGUAUGACCACGAGGGUGGCCUACAUGACGUGUAUGACCACGAGGAUGGCCUGCAUGACGUGUAUGGCCACGAGGAUGUCCUGCAUGGUGUGGAUGUCCACGAGGAUGGCCUGCAUGACGUGUAUGACCACGAGGAUGGCCUACAUGACGUGUAUGACAGCGAGGAUGGCCUGCAUGAUGCGGAUGACCACGAGGAUGGCCUGCAUGACGUGUAUGACCACGAGGAUGGCCUGCAUGACGUGUAUGACCACGAGGAUGGCCUGCAUGACGUGUAUGACCACGAGGAUGGCCUGCAUGACGUGUAUGACCACGAGGAUGGCCUGCAUGACGUGGAUGACCACGAGGAUGGCCUGCAUGAUGUAUGCCUGCAUGAUGUGUAUGACCACGAGGAUGGCCUGCAUGAUGUGGAUGACCACGAGGAUGGCCUGCAUGACGUGUAUGACCACGAGGAUGGCCUGCAUGACGUGUAUGACCACGAGGAUGGCCUGCAUGACGCGUAUGACCACGGGGAUGACCUGCAUGAAGUGUAUGACCACGAGGAGGGCCGGCAUGACCUGCAUGAUGACCUCGUGUUAUGGUUCUGGUGA
This is a messenger RNA of Haliotis rubra (blacklip abalone), 1284 nucleotides long. RefSeq names its product histidine-rich glycoprotein-like. The coding region runs from base 1 to 1284 and encodes 427 amino acids. The record is from RefSeq and is a predicted model, not a curated record. NCBI's taxonomy places the organism in Eukaryota, Metazoa, Mollusca, Gastropoda, Lepetellida, Haliotidae. The transcript has a single exon.